Magnolia sinica is the source of this 1896-nucleotide messenger RNA. RefSeq lists its product as uncharacterized. The coding region runs from base 100 to 1512 and encodes 470 amino acids. Lineage: Eukaryota; Viridiplantae; Streptophyta; Magnoliopsida; Magnoliales; Magnoliaceae. The record is from RefSeq and is a predicted model, not a curated record. The transcript has 4 exons.
AACGGCACGAAGGCAGAGCAAUGCUCACUCAGCGCAUCCGAGGGAGAUUGCACACUGCGCAUCCACGGAGGGAAAUCUUCUUUAGGAACGCGCGGGAAGAUGAACGAACCCGCUCGCUCCUUGGCCGCUUCCAGUGGAAGCAUCAAGGUCGAGUUCGCGAAGAACAGAUGCAGAUCCGUCAUCGAUCGUAUCCAAGCCCUGCCUCCAUCCAAAAUCACCGAUUCCUGCAAACGGACCCUCAUCAAAUUGGCAGAUUCCGAGCUUAAAUUCCUCUCCCGUCUCUCCCUUCCUCAUGAUUUCUCUGGUUCGAUCAGUGUUAAUGUCGGUUACCUCGAGUCAGUUGUUCAUGUUCUUCAGCAGCCAUUUAUAAGUGGAGUGUCACGUGUAUGCAAGCCUAUUCCACUAUCUUCACCUCAUGGAAGGAAAUGUGAUUCCCGUUCAAAAGGCAUCCAUGUUGAUAUAGUUUGUACCGUUGACGGGAACCCUUUCUGGUUUAUCAUAUCAGAUAGGAACCCAAAGUACAUUACGUGGUUAGGUUCUCACAGACAUAAAGGGUUACGAACACGUGUAGAACAUGUUCUGGUAGCAGCCUGCUCUGCACUGACCCUGAAGCCAUUGUCAGUCGUCCUUUUCUUUUCCAAUGGGAUCAAUGAGAUUGUCGCUCAGAAGCUCCAAGAUGAAUUCGGGGCCUCUGAGUUUCAGGCUGAGUUCUCUCUUCCCGAUUCCAGUAUUUUCACAGAAUUAGAAGAGGAGUGGGUUUAUGUAACUGUGAGAGGGAAACCUUCAGCAUUCCAGCUAAAUAUCGACUGCAUUGAGAAAAGUGAAUUGAGUUUGGACCAUGGCAUGAAAGAUCCUGUUAUGGGAGCUGCUAAUCUAGAACCAACUGAAAAUCACGAGGGAUUUAUUUCAACUGAUGCAUUCAGUUCUCUGAUUUCAACAAUGAGAUCGAACUUCAUGGGUGUGGUUGCUGCUAAACCAGAAGCGAUCUCGGGCGAGAAUCUGAUAAAUUUUGAUACAACGGCUUUGGUCGCACUUGUGUCAGGAAUAAGUAAUGGUGGCGCAGAACGGCUGUUGACAGCAACAGAAAGUGAGAUGAGAAAGCUUUUUAAGAACAAUGUCAAGUUCGUGAUGGCACAGGUGAUGUCCGAGCUUCAGAAUCCAAUUCUAGGGGAAUUGAGUGGUGUGCUAUCUUGUAAGAGAGGUGUCAUCUGUGAAAGUGUUCUUUUGGAGUUCAAGGAGCUUGUGUCAAUGUAUGCAGGACCCAAUGAGAAGUCGAGAGCAGAUCGAUUACUAAAACAGCUCAUGUUUGUUCCAGAUAGUCCUUCCGAGCGGAUGAUGAGCCUGCCCACUACAAGGAAGAUUGCACUGAAGAACAAGGUCGUUUUUGGGACAGGAGAUUACUGGCGGGCUCCUACUUUGACAGCAAACAUGGGAUUUGUGAGGGCAAUUUCACAGACCGGUAUGUCGUUAUUGACUCUGGAGCAUAGACCCCGUGCACUGGUCAGUGAUUAGGUCUACCACACAGCAGUGGCACUGGUUUUGGGUGGGAUUCAGUUACCAAAGUGGCAGGUAGUAGGAACAAGAGCGGCUGCUGAAAACGGAAAAUAAGCUAUUUCACAAACCGAAGCUACUGGAGACGAAAUUUUGAAGAGACAUGGCAAAGAAGGUAACAAAAGAGCUAUUUUAAGACCUUGAAGUGUUUAGGAAUCAUGAAGACCACGAAGUGUCUGGAGCAGUAAGCGCGGCACAAUAUAUACACUGGACACUCGAGAUAGUAACCCCAAGAACGAUUGCUAUUUUACAAAGAAUUUCAAGGAAAUGGAAAUUUUAGUAGACAUUAUAAAUUUCAAGAUGUAAAUUAAAGUUUAACUUCUAACAUUUGCCUGCUAUUUUAGA